AUGCCAGCCCUGAACUUCCUGCCUCUCAUGGUGGCGUCGCCUUUGAGACUGCCGGCAGUGCAGUCUGAUUCAGGUGGAUCUCCAGUUCAAGGCCUCCGGGAAAAGCUCUGCAAUAUGGCCGCUGAUGAUGCUAGCGCUGCUGCCACCGUGGCCACCGCCGACAGCCUAAAAUUUCACCUGAUCGCCUCCCAGUGGCAUCGACAAGCUCAGAGGACAACCGACUUCUUAUCUUUUCACACCACCAGCCUACGUACACCUUCCCUCCCUCUCCUUCUUCCGGAAUUCCUCACGGCAAUUGGGCAACAUAUUUCUUAA
This is a messenger RNA of Dibothriocephalus latus, 315 nucleotides long. NCBI's taxonomy places the organism in Eukaryota, Metazoa, Platyhelminthes, Cestoda, Diphyllobothriidea, Diphyllobothriidae. The record is from the annotation of a GenBank genome assembly.